ACGUCUCCCACCAGGCAGAAUCCCACCCAGUUACCACGAAUGCCACGACGUUUAUAAUACCCGACCGGUGCCCUUCAAACGACACUGUCCCUGUGGUAGCUGCUGUGAGUGCAUCUGUCCGUUACCUAAUACUACAAAAGCCUAAACAUGAGCAAAAUCGGAAUCAAUGGAUUUGGCCGUAUCGGCCGUCUGGUCCUGAGGGCAUCCCUUGAGAACGGAGCUGAGGUUGUUGCUGUCAAUGACCCGUUCAUUGGACUUGAUUACAUGGUCUACAUGUUCAAGUAUGAUUCCACUCACGGUCAAUUCAAGGGAGAAGUCAAGGCUGAAGAUGGUUUCCUUGUUGUAAACGGAAAGAAAAUCUCAGUCUUCAGCGAGCGCGACCCCAAAGCUAUUCCAUGGAGUAAGGCUGGCGCAGAGUAUGUCGUUGAAUCGACCGGUGUCUUUACCACCAUUGAGAAAGCUUCUGCUCACUUGGCAGGAGGAGCCAAGAAGGUCAUCAUCUCUGCCCCAUCUGCCGAUGCACCCAUGUUCGUCGUUGGUGUCAAUUUGGAUGCUUAUGACCCAAGCUUCAAAGUUGUGUCCAACGCUUCGUGCACUACCAACUGUCUGGCUCCCUUGGCCAAGGUUGUUCAUGACAAUUUCGAAAUUGUUGAAGGUUUGAUGACCACUGUUCACGCUACUACUGCCACUCAGAAAACUGUUGACGGACCCUCUGGCAAGUUGUGGCGUGAUGGACGUGGUGCCGCACAAAACAUCAUCCCUGCUGCCACUGGUGCUGCUAAAGCUGUUGGCAAAGUCAUUCCUGCAUUGAACGGCAAGCUCACUGGCAUGGCGUUCCGUGUACCUGUUGCCAACGUUUCCGUUGUAGACUUGACUGUCCGUCUUGCCAAGCCUGCUCCCUAUGACGCUAUCAAGGCUAAGGUCAAGGAGGCUGCUGCAGCGGGUGGACCUCUGUUCGGAAUCCUUGGUUACACCGAAGACGAUGUUGUCUCAUCUGACUUCAUCGGCGAUAAGCGCUCAAGCAUCUUUGAUGCUAAGGCUGGAAUUCCCUUGAACGAUCAGUUCGUUAAACUCAUUUCCUGGUAUGACAACGAGUAUGGAUAUUCAAGCCGUGUCAUCGACCUCAUCAAGUUCAUGCAGUCCAAAGAUUAAAAAUCUUAAUAUUUAAUUGCUUUCAACCACUAACUUUUGUCUUCUCAAUGUACUCUGCAACUCGUCGUAUAAUUUAUAUUUAUAACCAGAAAUACCAUUGCAGUUAGUGGAUUUGUAACACUGUCAAACGAUUGUGGAAAAGCAUUUUAUUGUGACAAGUCUUCUAUGGUAUCUGAUUUUGAUGUAGACGAUGAUAUCCUAAUGUUACAACUGCAGUCGUACAUGGUGUACAUCUUACUGGUUUUACGUGGGCAUGUCAACGAGUUCAGUAACGAUCAGUUUCCAUGCUUUCUUUUUAUUUUAGAUCUAGUAUUCAUUAAAGAUAGUUGUAAUAAUAUCGAUAGUAUACUCAAUGUUGUUACAGUAUCCAAGAAAUGUAAAUUACCCGAUUCAAAGUACUGCAUUAGUGAAUAAUUUGACGAAAUUUCAUAACAUCAGUAUCGCUCUUAUAAUUAUAAUUAAUAGCCUUAUGUUCUUUUUCAUUUAAAAACCAAAAAUGAAUAAAAAUAUGAAACUAGA
Diprion similis is the source of this 1671-nucleotide messenger RNA. Its product is annotated as glyceraldehyde-3-phosphate dehydrogenase 2-like. Gene Ontology annotation, biological process: glucose metabolic process. Gene Ontology annotation, molecular function: NADP binding; NAD binding; oxidoreductase activity, acting on the aldehyde or oxo group of donors, NAD or NADP as acceptor. The transcript has 5 exons. Lineage: Eukaryota; Metazoa; Arthropoda; Insecta; Hymenoptera; Diprionidae. The record is from RefSeq and is a predicted model, not a curated record. Bases 148 to 1152 code for a protein of 334 amino acids.